Messenger RNA from Physella acuta, 510 nucleotides. RefSeq names its product atrial natriuretic peptide receptor 1-like. NCBI's taxonomy places the organism in Eukaryota, Metazoa, Mollusca, Gastropoda, Physidae. Gene Ontology annotation, molecular function: adenylate cyclase activity; guanylate cyclase activity; peptide receptor activity. Gene Ontology annotation, cellular component: plasma membrane. Gene Ontology annotation, biological process: intracellular signal transduction; cGMP biosynthetic process; receptor guanylyl cyclase signaling pathway. The record is from RefSeq and is a predicted model, not a curated record.
AUGGCGAUAAACAAGAAAGUAACCAGUCGUUUGAAUAAUGAUAUCUUUCUUAACUUCCUCCAUACAGAAGACACACUUCUGCUGGUGUCGGGUGUUCCCCUGAGAAACGGCGACAGUCACGUGACUGAGGUCGCUGACCUGUGUCUGAGCCUGAGGAACCGGAUGUCGUCUGCGUGUCUGGACGUUCUGUCAGGACGCGGGAUAGGACUCAAAUUUGGCGUCUGCACGGGCUGUGUUGCUGCUGGUAUUGUUGGGUUGAAGAUGCCGCGGUACCUUCUCUUCGGCGACACCGUCAACAUGGCAUCCAGGAUGCAAUCAACAAGCAAACCGCAUGGUAUCCACCUGUCCCCAUCCAGUGCAGCAUUGCUCCAACAUCGUCAGGUGUACUUAAUGGAACCCAGAACACCUGUACAAAUUAAGGGCAAAGGCGUCAUGGAAACAUACUGGUUGCUAGGGAAGAUCCCGCCUCCAAGGGAGACACCUCUGUUUGUUUCAACUGAACUCUUUUAA